Fraxinus pennsylvanica is the source of this 894-nucleotide messenger RNA. The record is from the annotation of a GenBank genome assembly. NCBI's taxonomy places the organism in Eukaryota, Viridiplantae, Streptophyta, Magnoliopsida, Lamiales, Oleaceae.
AUGCCACCUGAGCUCUUGAGGGACGUGUUGAUGCGGAUUGAGGAGUCCGAGUGUGCAUGGCCUCAGAGGAAGAAUGUCGUUGCUUGUGCUGGUGUUUGUAGGAGCUGGAGAGAAAUCAUGAAGGAACUUGUUAGAACCCUGGAAGUCUCUAGCAAGUUAACUUUCCCCAUUUCCCUGAAGCAGCCUGGUCCGAGAAACACCCUAAUUCAGUGUUUCAUAAAGAGGGAUCGUAGUAACCAAACAUAUCGCCUUUACCUCAAUUUGAAUCAAGCUUCUAAUGAUGAUGGGAAAUUCCUACUUAUUGCUCGAAGAUGUAGAAGACCAACAUAUACAGAUUACAUAAUAUCUCUAAAUGCUGACAAUGUGUCAAAGGGAAGCAGCACCUACAUUGGGAAGUUGAGAUCUAAUUUUUUGGGAACCAAGUUUAUAAUCUAUGAUGGACAGCCACCAAAUGCUGAAGCCAGAGUCGCUAAAUCUCGUUCCACAAGGUUAAUUGGAAUGAGACAGGUCUCUCCCAGGGUCCCUGCUGGAAACUAUCCUGUGGCGCACAUUUCGUAUGAGUUGAACGUCUUGGGUUCAAGGGGUCCAAGGCGGAUGCAGUGUGUCAUGGAUGCUAUACCUGCUUCUGCUGUUGAACCAGGAGGAACGGAUCUGGUGGACAAGAGCUCGAGAAUGUUAUUCUCCAAUUUGGGAAAGUGGGAAAGGAUGUGUUCACCAUGGACUAUCAGUAUCCAAUAUCUGCUUUCCAGGCAUUUGCCAUUUGUCUCAGCAGCUUUGAUACCAAAAUUGCCUGCGAAUGACAUCAGGUUCAGCAUGGGAGGCAAUACGAGUGCUACAUGCAUACAAUACCAGCAAAUUUCAGUUGCUGCCCUUUUUUUUUUUUUUCCUUUUUAA